UUAUAGGAAAUGGCAGCAGGAUGACUUCAGUGUAUGGGUCACUGAAAAUGGAAAUGCACCAAAUAAGAAAAGUGAAGACAGAACAAAAGGCUCCUCUCUCUUUGUCUUUUCAUUUUUUCCCCCCAAAGGUACACGGAAAGAGCUAUUUUCGUGUUGAAGACUACAUUCCAGCAAGCCGAAUAGAGAAAAUGACCCUGGCCUAUGUACAGCGAGAGCUUGCUAAACUACACCGUAUGAAUCGCUCCCUAUUUGAGGACGAAGCUGAACUAGAAUUUUUGAAGGUGACUCAGCAGCUUCCUGAAUAUGGAGUGCUAUUCUAUCGUGUGUCCCAAGAGAAGAAAGGAGCAGAAGGGGAUAUCAUCCUGGGAAUCUGUGCCAAAGGCAUCAUUGUAUAUGAGGUCAAAAAUCACACAAGAAUUGCCAGUUUAAGAUUCCAGUGGCGUGAAACAGAAAGAAUUUCAGCUCAUAGAAAAAAAUUCAUGAUUGAAAGUAGCUUCAGUGGCAAGAAACACACAUUCAUUACUGAUACAGCAAAGACAUGUAAAUAUCUACUGGACCUCUGCUCAGCCCAACACAAAUUCAAUGCACAGAUGAACUCUAGGCAACUUCAUCAAACUUCAUCAGAGGAAAGUAAAUUUAUGGAAAUAGACAAAUCAAACUCUGCAUAUGCAGCUCAGCAUGAACACCUUGCCCUGAUUCAGAGACUGUCUCGUUCAGAGAAUGUGCUUUAUGGGGCAAACCUGGAAAACCUUUCUGCUGGGAUGAUGAGCAAGUCUUGUGAUAACCUCAGCAUGGAAACCAGGAACAGGACUAGAGACAAAAGCAAUCUUGCCAGAUCCACAUCAGGGCUAUCCCAGUCAGAAAUGCACAUCAAUUUGAAUGGAAAACAAAGGAGUUAUGACUACCUCUCUAUCCACUCAACUCAGAACACAAUCAGUGCACCUGGAUCACCAGCCAUCCAAAAAGAAGUUUUACUAAGCAGUCUAGAAAGAGAAAUCAUUUGUGUCAGCCUAAAACGUGACCCUAAGAAUGGCUUUGGGGGACGACUCAUCUCUGUGAAUAAUAUUAGUCUUGAAGGUGUUUCAUUCAAUACUGCAGUUAAAAUUAUACAGAAUUCUCCUGAUGAAGUGGAGCUGAUCAUCUCUCAACCCAAAGACAUAUACGAAGAAGGAUUAAAUGAAGAAAAGAGUCUAUCAAGGGGAAACAGCACUAGUGGAUCUGAGAUCUCUUGUGCAGACAGUGGGAGAAAAAAGAUUCAAGAUUGUCAUACAGCUCUCCCCAAAGAAAAGGACCCAAAUAUAGAUGAACUUGAGAAGGCUCUUUCCUGGAGUUUAGCACCAAAAUUGGGCCCCAGGACUCCAGUUCUUUCAUCUGAUAGCCUGGAUGUGGAGGGUGGAAUUAACACUAGUGUGCCUCUUGGUGGGAUAUAUGUGAAGUCAAUCAUUCCCAGGGGACCAGCAGAUAAGGACGGACAAAUAAAGAUAGGUGAUCGUCUGCUGGAAGUAGAUGGAAUCAGCCUCUGUGGCCUCACGCACAAGCAGGCUGUGGAAAACCUUAAGAAAUCUGGCCAGAUUGCCAAGCUGGUUCUAGAAAGGGGACACCACCCACCGGCAGAGCCAUGCCUGAGUGCUAAUGACAGAAAGGAAGACCAAUGUGCAGUUGUUUCUGUAGCAACAUCCUUCACAGACGGUACCAAGGACUACUGCUUUUUGACAGAUGACAAUAUAUUUGAAGUCAAUUUGACAAAGAAUUCUGGAGGCCUUGGCUUUAGUGUUCUGCAAAUGGAAGGAGAUGGUUGUGAACACCUCGGAGGAGCUAUUGUCAGGAUCAAAAGACUGUUUCCAGGGCAGCCAGCUGAAGAGAAUGGAGAAAUUGAAGUUGGAGACAUCAUUUUAGCUGUGAAUGGGACACCUACUCAAGGACUCUUGUAUCAGGAUGUCCUGCACUUGUUGAGAGGAGCUCCACCAGAAGUCACACUACUUCUCUGCAGACCACCAAAAGGUGUUCUUCCAGAAAUAGAGCAGAGUGUCCUGACUCCAGCACCAUCUCCAGUUAAGGAGUUUGUGGCAGAAAUGCCUGGCAGUCCAGAGGUAGGAAAUAGUUUGGACCGGUCUACCAGUGAUGGAGGUAGCACCUCUCCAGACCUCGAAGAUUGUUUGGAUUCUCCAGUGGCAGCAGAUUUCAGUGAGCCUCCAGAAGAAGACAGCUCAACUUACGAAGAGCAAGAAGCAGAAUCUCAAGAUAAGCCCAUACAGAGACUUAUGCCUCCUAGGGAAAGUUCUUAUAAGGACCUUUGGAAAUAUCAUCAAGAAGCUGCCAGUUCUGAAGUGUUCCACUCCCUGGAGGAAGAAGUGAAGCAGAACUGCUACUCACCAUGUGAACUUGGAUGUGCUGAAAGCCCUGUAUUUAAUAAGGGUGAUGAUGACCUGUCGAACAGAAUCUGUAUGCCUGAAAUUCUCUCUCUAACCCCUAUUGAUGAAGAGCAUCUCGCCAUCAGCUCAACAUCUGUGACCUCACUUUCACGUGGAGGAAGCUCUGAGACACUCUCCGCAGUCUUGGUGACACCACAACCACGUGUUUGUGGCCCUUUCUCCUCAUCCCUGCCUGCUAGAGAGACACAUGGCAGUGACAAUGAAUGGGAAGACUUGGAGGAACCAGAGGAAGAGAAGGACAAAAAGGAGGAUUGCACUAGGGAAAUGGAGGUCUUUGUGACUUUGACAAGGUCAGAGAACAAUGGUUAUGGAUUCUCAGUGGUUCUUAACAAAGUGGACAACUGUCUGUAUGUUGAUGAAAUCUUGCAUGAGCCUGCCCUGUCUGAUGGAAGGCUGAGAAGGGGAGACAGAAUCAUUAUGGUGAAUGGAAUCAGUGUCACAUCUUUACCAUGCAAUGAAGCUCUGACUUUACUGCACAACUCUCCUCCCGAUCUGCACCUUGUGGUUGGCCGUGCUGGCAGCGAUCCGUGUCCUGCUGUUAGGCCAGAUGACAUUCCUGAAAUUACUCUCACAAAAGGUGCCAACGGACAGCUAGGCUUGAAGCUGACAGGAGGAGCUGGAAGCAAGUUACAAGGUAUUUAUGUGCUAGAGAUAGUGCCUGGCUCCCCUGCCAGUGUGGAAGGCAGUCUGCAGCCACAAGAUCAGAUUCUGUACAUCUGUGGGCUGUGGACUGAGGGCAUCAGCCUGGAUGAUGCAGUGAGAGUGUGUGAAGCUGCCACCCAGAAUGUCCAAAUCAAAGCAACAAGAAAUGGCAAUCCAGUGGUUCCUAUAGAGCAAGAAAAUACAUCAAUACUGGAUAUUGAUGCUUUGUUUCACAAUCUAAGCACAGAGUUUACAUUCCCUUGGAUAUAUGAAGCUGAGCAGGAGGUCUGUCCGAACAAACCUACAUGUAUGUUUUUAGGGCCACCUGCUGAGACAGAAAAAGCCAAUAUUUCUCUCUCAAAUGAAAACCUGAACUCUCAAGAACAGCAACUACCACAUCAACACGAGGAACAUCUGAAGGAAACAAACUGUGGUACUCAGCAAAGCACUCCCAACCCUCCAGAAUGCAAGGCAAGUGACAAUUUUAUCAAGUGCAAGGUGGUCCAUCAAGAUUUAGUUAUUAAGAUUGAAUUGGAAAAAGCAGAAAAUGGAAGCCUAGGAUUUGCACUGGUAGGCGGCAGAAAUGGCAGGGCUAUCCUAAUAAAAGCCAUCAGUCCAGACAGCAUUGCAGAUCUGGAUGGGAGGCUGCAAGUCGGUGACAUCUUACUUAAGGUGAAUGACACUUUAGUGUCUGGUCUACCACGCCAAACUGUUAUAGAUUUGCUGCGCAAGGCUCGAGGCACUGUUCAACUCACUGUUUGCCGAAGCAUGGCUUCACGUGCGGCUUAUGCAGGCAACCAGAGCAAUAAUGUACCUUCCCCUCCAAACACAAAAGCAGAGCCCAAUGACAACAGUUCUGAGAGAAGCCUAGGAGCACAGUCUGUUUGCACUUUCAAGGAAGAAGAAUCCAGCCAGAUGUGCAGCAAGGGUCCAGAAAGCAUGCACGGUUUCCCUCUGCAAGGUCAAUUGGAUGGACAAGACUAUCAGGAUAUCAUCAGUAACACUUCGGACAGAUCACAGAAAUAUGCAGGAUGCGAAGGUUGCAGAAGACAGAGUCAGCAGUCUGAGUCAGACAGCUGGAACAAUGAAGAUGAUGAUAUGCCCCACAGGAUUUCCAUCCUACCUAGAAGCAGAGCCUUCGUUUCUGAAGAUGAACUGAUUCACUUAAUUAAUUUUAAACCAUCACUGACAGGAGUAUGUCCGAGGACUGGCAUUAGAGGUCUUAUUCGAGGCCUUCAGUCACAGAUUGAGAAUCAAGAGGUGUUCAAAGAGUUCAUGGCUUUAGAACAUGUGAAACCAACAGAUGACUGCAGAAUUGGCAAAGCACAAGAAAACAGGGAUAAAAACAGAUAUCAGGAUAUUCUUCCAUAUGAUAAGACACGAGUUCCUCUGGGAGAAAACAAUGGCUACAUUAAUGCAAGUUAUAUUAGAAUGAAAGUUGGAGAAGAGGAACAUUUCUAUAUUAUAACCCAAGGGCCUUUGCCUUCCACCAUGGCGGAUUUCUGGCAGAUGGUUUGGGAGAGUGAGUCAGAUGUGAUUGCCAUGAUGAUGAAAGAAGCAGAGCUAGGAAAAGUGAAAUGCCAUCGAUACUGGCCUGAACCUCCACAUGACUCCAUAGACUUGGCUAACUUCCAUCUCAGGCUAGACAGUUACCAGAUUCUGGAAUACUUCGUAGUUAGAAUAAUAGAAAUGAUCAACAAGCAGACAGAAGAAAAGCGAAUUAUAAGGCAUUUGCAGUUUACCACUUGGCCAGACCAUAGUACUCCCAAACUGGCUGAGCAGCUUGUAAAAUUUAUUUGCUACAUGAGAAAAGCUCACAGGACAGGACCUAUUGUUGCUCACUGUAGUACUGGGAUUGGAAGAAGUGGAGUUUUGCUGUGUGUUGAAAUUCUGCUGAGCUAUAUAGAAAAAGAUCUAUGUUUCAACAUUAAGCACAUAGUGAGAGAUUUGAGAGAGCAGCGUUUUGGCAUGAUCCAAACUAAGGAUCAGUAUCUAUUCUGUUAUGAAUUUGUUCUGGAAGUCCUUCAGAAACUUCAAGCAAUGGAUUCCUAUUGACUGCAACAUGUCUCUUCCCUGUUGUUAUCCCCCUUGGACUCCAGGGGCCACUCAGCAAUUGCUUUAAAGGAACGUCAAGCCAGCACAGACAAGUGUUAUACAACAUGCUCUGUCAGAUUGCUCUGAUUUCUAAGAAAUUUAAAAACCUUGCUUAACAUCCCCUUGUCAUCACUCCAGCACAUGAAUUUAUACCACCAUCACUGGACAUCUUAAAUCAAGAAACUGACAGAAAAAUAGGAUGCCUUUAACCCUUAGCUAUUUGUCUUCAAAGCAACAAGAGAGUUCUAAUAACUGGACGGGAUAAUAAUAUUUUCCAGCAAUAUGAGCAGCUGUAGGUAAGGUCAGUAUUCUUCUAUUCCAAAUCCAUGUAAAAAGGAAUGCAAUACAAAACCAAAUGAAAUGACUGUGUGUGUCUUGUGGCACACAUACAUUUCGUCUUCCAUUGAACCUUUCCAUUGAUUGACUAUCUUGUAAUUCUCACCUAGGAACUGAUCAAAUCUAUGGGAAGUUCCAUUGGCUUCUUUAAAUUAGAGUAAAUAACUCUCUGUACAGAUUAUCACUCUUGUAAAAAGUGUUUUUGUUAGUGUGAGUUUGAAUUUGAGCAGAAAUCUACUGUCCAUGUUUGUAAGAUUGUAGCUGUUUUCUGUGUGAGUACUUCUAAUUCCUUUAUCUAGAAGGUGGUGUAUAUGGAAGCAGAAUUUUUAGAUGUGCAUUGGGAGAGUAAUUUUAAAACACAAGAAAUUAUAACUGCACUUAUUUAACUGAGUUGUACAUAUUUUAAAACUUCCUUGAUUUCAGGAGGUAUUAAGAAGCAUUUGAUUAUAAAAUUGCAGUAGAAACAAGACAAUAAAAUAGCUGUUUAUUUUCAUUAUGGAUGAGAGAUUUAUGUUCAGAAAGAAUGAGGAAUUAAACAAAUUAAAAGUAUGGCUUUUGGAAAAAGCCAUUGUAACACAAUUGUAAUAAAGGCCCAGAGCCAUGUUUUGCUUUCUGCCCUCAUACAGUCCGUUGGAAGUGAGGAAAAGAUAUAAAUGGGAUUUACGAUGUAAGCCAGACGCAAAUUUCAAACAUACUGAUAGAGAUCCAGAGUAACUUUAAAUCAGUGGAAUAAACCUGGACCUAUAUCCGUAUACAUAUAAGCAGAAUUUAAUGUUUUGUCUUAAAUUAACUGAAUUUGAGCCUUCUAAGAAGCAUUACUCUCCACACGUUCUGAAUACACUAUAUUUAUAUUACAUAUAGAGGAUUAUUUGCACAAUUUUGUCCAGCAUCUUCAGCCAAAUUUUUAUUCAUAAUGUUAUUACCUCCAUUUGCUAUUUGGCCUUUCAUUUUGGUUUUGAUUACUGUACAUGUACUUCUGUGCAAGAUGACACUGCACACAAAUGCACAAUUCACUUUUUGUACCACAGCAACUUUAAAAAGCUUCUCAGUAAAAAUGUUUCUGUAAUUCUUGCAAAGUUGUCUUUUCUGUAGUACAGAAUUCUGGAUUUAGCAGACAAUCUUUAUGGCACUAUUUGUUACUCCACAUUUGUGCAUC
Messenger RNA from Cygnus olor (mute swan), 6660 nucleotides. Its product is annotated as tyrosine-protein phosphatase non-receptor type 13-like. Bases 21 to 5129 code for a protein of 1702 amino acids. Gene Ontology annotation, cellular component: cytoskeleton. Gene Ontology annotation, molecular function: protein tyrosine phosphatase activity; protein binding. Gene Ontology annotation, biological process: protein dephosphorylation. The transcript is spliced from 33 exons. The record is from RefSeq and is a predicted model, not a curated record. NCBI's taxonomy places the organism in Eukaryota, Metazoa, Chordata, Aves, Anseriformes, Anatidae.